Cucurbitaria berberidis CBS 394.84 is the source of this 1990-nucleotide messenger RNA. RefSeq names its product MFS general substrate transporter. The transcript is spliced from 7 exons. Bases 236 to 1990 code for a protein of 584 amino acids. The record is from RefSeq and is a predicted model, not a curated record. Gene Ontology annotation, biological process: transmembrane transport. NCBI's taxonomy places the organism in Eukaryota, Fungi, Ascomycota, Dothideomycetes, Pleosporales, Cucurbitariaceae. Gene Ontology annotation, molecular function: transmembrane transporter activity.
UUCAACCACUCACAUCACCAUCUUGACCGCAAUUUUCGUUCUAUUACUACCCUAGGGGCUUUGAGCUCUGGAUUUACUGGGCCGGUUCGAUUGAGAAGGGAAUGCAUCAUCCAGCUGAGGUCACAGCUACUUGUCAGUUCCUAUGAUCAAUGUAUAUAAGAUGUUGUGCAGGGGCGUUGGAUAAACCGGAUGCCCCUGCGUGUGAUUACCUUCUGGCAAGAACACACUUCCUAUCAUGGCGACGAGCAACGAGAAACAAGAAGUCCAGCGAACCUCGAAUGAAAUAUCCAAAACAUCCAACAGUUUAAGGGAGAAGGAUGCCGAGGACCCGAUGGCUGGCUACCUUCCCCGAAGUGAUGAGGAAUACAAUGUCACCUUGAAAACAUGGUGUGUCGUUUCUAUUCUGGCGCUUUCCUAUGGUAUCAGUUUCUGGAUAGUGCCUUCGCUCAGUGCUUGCGCUGCCGUUGUUGCAGCUCAAUUGGGCGAUCCUACCAAGGCCGCAUGGUAUGUCUCUCUAUAUACCAUGACUGUAACUAUCGCUUUCAUGGUAUGCGGAGCCAAUAGCGACCUGUUCGGCCGCCGAUGGUUCAUCGUGGGUGGAAACGCCAUACUCUUCGUUGGUUUCAUUGUCGGAGGCUCCGCAAAGAACAACACAACGAUGCUAGCGGCCAUGUCACUCAUUGGAUUCGGUGCUGGCAAUGCCCAGCUUGCCGCAUUCGCUCUUCCAGAACUUCUACCCAACAAGUGGCGCGCUGCUGCAAUCGUAUUUGCAGAUAUCGGAGUCUACUUUGCUGUCCUUGUAGGUCCAGUAGCUGGGGCAUUCGCAGCCCAAAGUGCUGAUACGUGGAGAUGGCUCUUCUACGCACCCGCAAUUGCCGUCUUCUUCAGCUUCUUGGGCCUGUUCUUCUUCUAUUACCCUCCGAAACACCCAAGAGGCCUUCCCACCACCCAGGCGCUAAAGGAGCUCGACUACAUUGGCGCUAUCCUAUUCAUUGCAUCUGCGACUCUUAUCCUCGUUGGAAUCGUUUACACGACUACGCUUCCGUCAAAAGAUCCGAAAGUCAUCGGAACGCUUGUGAGCGGCUUCACAACCCUAGUCGCAUUUGCUCUCUGGGAGACUUUUGCACCGCUCACACAGCCUUUAACACCAACUCAUGUCUUUACGCGGGACAAGGGGCGUGAGCUCACUGCACCAUUCAUUGUUGGUUUCGUGGUAACCAUGUUCUACUACGCAGUAAACAUCAUAUACCCCACACAGAUUGCUACGCUGUUCACAGACGCAACGACAGACUACAAGUACCGCAUCGUGCUUGGACUGCCGGGAAACUUAGGUCUCUGCUUUGGUGCCCUCCUUCUUACAGUAUUUGGUCACCGUAUCGGUCACUGGAAAUGGACACUUACUGCGUCCGUCACGGUUAUGGUCGUUUUUGGCGCUUUGCUUGCUCUCGGCAAUCCCCAGCGCAAGGGCAUGAUGAUUGCCUUCGUAUUCCUCUGCCAAGUUGGCUUCGGGUGGGCACAGUAUCUUUCCAUUGCAUUCAUCCAGUUUGGUGUGCCGCAAGUCGAACUCGGUAUCUCCGGUGGCCUCGCUGGUGUAUCACGCUUUGCUGGCGGUGCAGUUGCAAUCUCCGUGUAUCAAACCAUCCUCACAAACGUGCAAUCCUCCAAGACCCUCGAACUCGUCCCAACCGCCGCUACCGCAGCCGGCCUUCCCUCUUCCUCAGUCUCCGCGCUCCUCGCUGCGUUGCCGCUCGGGGCCACGGCCCUCGCAAAGGUGCCUGGAAUCACCAAUGAGAUUAUCGCUGCGGCUGGUGCGGCAUUUCAACAAGCGUAUGUAGUCGGUCUUCGAACCACUGCGCUGAGCUCUCUUAGUUUUGGUAUUCUGGCUAUUAUUGCUUGCUGCUUCUGCAACGAUAUUGGGCCGAAGAUGGAUAAUAAGAUUGAGGUUUUCUUGGAGAAUGAUGAGAACGCGGAGAAGAAUAGAUAUCAUUGA